CCAUUCCACACUCACUCUUUGGCAGCUUAUGCAACUCAUUUCUUAGAAAAAGUGUCCGUGGGAUCAGAUAGCCCGAGUCCAAAAUAUCGUACCCCCGUUUUCAUGAGCCCAGAACUAGUUGGCUGGCCUCAGAUUUAUUGUACCUUGUCGUUUUGGAGGAAGAUCGUAUGCAUGUGGUCAGUAGCGAGGAGCCUGCGACCCAACCUCCCUCUCAUGUUACGCCCUAUAUAUAACAUCCAUUCCUCCAGCACCUCCGUUCAACCCCCCCUCCCUCGUUCCCUCGCUCCAACACCACUUCUCCAGAAGCACUGUAUCCACUCGGGCCCAGACGGCUCUGUCUUUCCCUCUCCCUUUCUUUCUCUCUCUCUCCCAUCUGUCACCCGAGCUUCCUCUCGCAGGCUGUGUGUGUUUACCCUCUUUUUCGGCCUGGCAACGGGGCUGCAUGCUCAGGAUUACCGGAGGCCUUGCCUUUCAUCGCUGCCCGCUCCCUCUUCCUUUUGCCGUUGACUCCUGGACUACGGUGGCCACGGGUGCGAGGCUGUGUGUUUUUGGGGCUUUUCGGAGUUAAGUGGAAGUGUCGACACUAAGAGAACAUGGAUCACUCUCUGUUCGGAUGCCUUCGGAGCCCACACGCCCCGUCCCAAGCCCUGCACCCGGCGUUCACCCAGUCCUCCCUGGCCCUGCACGGUCGCUCCGACCACGUCUCCUACCCUGACCUUCCAGGACCCUCGCCGCCCUGCAGCUACGCGGGGGAGGAGGGCAGCUUCGGAGGACCUCAUCACAGAGUUCACCACACUCCGCAGCAUCCACACCACUCGCAGCAUCAGUCCUGGCACGUGCCGCAAAUGCCGUCGAUCGACGGCGAGCGCCACAACCUCUGCCUGCCGCACCCUGACUCUGCUGCUCCAGAACUGUGUGGUGCAGGAGGAGCGGGUUCACAGGGCCUGUGCGCGGGUAACCCAACGCUCGCUGGUAGUGACCACUCCGGGGUGUCAUGUGUGCCUGGAGAAUACGGGAGACAGAACAUGUCACCUGUUGAGCCGGAGCGACGGAAUAGCAAAGGAAAGAGUGACAGUUCAGAUUCCCAGGAUGGGAGCUAUAAGUCAGACGUGAGCAGUAAACCUAGGAAGGAGCGCACAGCGUUCACCAAGGAACAGAUUCGAGAACUGGAAUCAGAAUUCGCUCACCACAACUAUCUGACACGGCUUAGACGUUACGAAAUCGCUGUCAACCUUGACCUCACAGAGAGACAAGUAAAGGUGUGGUUCCAGAACAGAAGGAUGAAAUGGAAGCGGGUGAAGGGAGGUCAGCAAGGGGCCGCUGCGCGUGAGAAAGAACUGGUGAACGUAAAGAAAGGAACUCUCUUGCCCUCCGAGUUUUCCCCAAUGGUCGGACUACACCAUCCCAUCGGUUCUCCUAGCAAUGAGGACGACAGUCACGACAGUGACCAGAGCUCCGAGCACGCACAUUUAUGAUGCCCGGACUCCACCCAGUCACAACCUGGCAAUUUCCUCAGGAAUCAACUAUGUUGGUACUCCGAAGGCUGUUAAUAACUAGUACUGGGCCAUGCUUUGUUAUUUCAUUCUGAGCGGUUAGGGUUUGUUCUUGGUCUGUGAAACAGAUGCUCACAGGGUUGCAAACCAGAGCUCAGCCCCCAAUGGCACCAAACUUUGAAGAUUAGUCUAAAUAAACGUCUAAGGGGUUUAAAGGUGGCCACACUUUUCAAGAGACUAUGCGUUCAUCCACGUUUGACUCUUAAGAUUGACAUUGUAAAUAAAUGUAUAAGUUUGAAUGUUGUAAACAUUCCACAAGAGUGCCUUGGAGAGGAUUUUUGCACUGUUUUAAGUUUUGGCCUAACUGAUUGCUACUGUAUUUUAACAGAUUUUGAUAAAAAAUAUCAUUGAUUGCAAAAUAGAUCUACAUAAUCUGUGACAGCACAGAAUAAGUAUUAUCUUAGUCCAUUUGUAACAAAAGAUGCCAUUAAUGACAAAUUGCGGACUAUUUGUUGAUUAAUUGAUGAAUUAGAAUGAAACACAGAGUCGUUUUUAGACUGACAAAUCUCCAUGUUUUUUUUCCCUCACAAUAUGGGUACUUUUGGGUAAUCAAAUGGAUUGAAAAUGACAUAUGCUGCAAAUUGAUAAACAUUUAAUUUAGAAGGAUAAUUAAAGGAUCAUUUUCACUUGCCUUUCCUAAGGCUUGUGUACUUAAGGACUGCAAAUAAUUUUCCAUGAUCACUAAAAAGAGUCAUUACAAAAAAUACACUAGGCUACAGUUCAAAAGUUUGGGUUGGUAAGAUUUUUUAAAUGUUUUUGAAAGAAGUCUCUUAAGGCCUGUUCACACCAAGAAAGAUAACUAUAAAGAUAACGAUAAAGAUAUAGUUCUAAAUAUAAAAGAAUAUCAGAGUUUACACCACAGCUAUAACGAUAACGAUAUAGACAAACGUUGUCGUUGGGAUCGCUUUCAGAAUGAUUUUUUUUCCAGUUGUUGAACGAUGAAACACUGACAGCCAAUCAGAAUCCAUUCUAAUUUAAGGGCUCGCGCAUUUAAAAUGGCAGACGACAUUGCGGAAAAGUUAAUCGCCGAGGUCCAGAAAAAGUCACCACUUUUUGACAAGUCAAAUGCCCCUUUCAAGGAUACUUUAAAGAAAACGGAUAUAUGGAGAACAAUUGGUCAUACCCUCGGAAUAAAUGGUGAGAAGUAAUGAGAUCAUCAUGCUAGGCUAGCAAACAGUGUAACAUAAAAAUUACCUCAGAUAUCCAGCGCUAGUUUCGACAACAUUGUCUAGCUUCCUUUGAAGCUGCAGUGAAAAAGACUAGGCGUUGUUUUUAUUCCACUAUUGACUUCGUCAGCUAAAUUCACUGUUAGAUUACAUCGAUUGUUCUAGCUAUUCACUCGCAACACAGCAUACUGAGGACAUCUGCUGGUUAAAGCCGUGUAAAUGCAACAAGAACAACAAAAACAUGGUGUACACACUUUGAAACUUAGAACAAACAGACCGCUAUCGUUCGUUGGUGUAGACGUAAAUAUAGUUAUCGUUAUAGUUAUCUAUAUAAUUAUCGUUCAUGGUGGGAACGGGCCUUUAUGCUCACCAAGACUGCAUUUAUUUGAUAAAAAAAUACAGUAAUAUUGUGAAAUAUUAUUACAAUUCAAAAUAACUGUUUUCUAUAUUUUAAAAUGUAAUUUAUUCCUGUGAUGGCAAAGCUGUAUUUUUUCAGCAGCCAUUACUCCAGUCUUCAGUGUCAAGAAGCAUGUGCUGCUUAAUAUUUUUGUGGAAACCGAUAGACCCUUUUUUCUUCAGGAUUCUUGGAAUAGAAAGUUCAAAAGAACAGCAUUUAUUUGAAAUAGAAAUCUUUUGUAACAUUAUAAAAGUCUUUACUGUCAUUUUUGUGAUCAAUUUAAUAAAUCACUGCAUUUCUUUCAAAAAAAAAA
Ctenopharyngodon idella (grass carp) is the source of this 3429-nucleotide messenger RNA. It is a transcript of the gene meox2b, whose product is annotated as mesenchyme homeobox 2b. NCBI's taxonomy places the organism in Eukaryota, Metazoa, Chordata, Actinopteri, Cypriniformes, Xenocyprididae. Bases 594 to 1475 code for a protein of 293 amino acids. The record is from RefSeq and is a predicted model, not a curated record. Gene Ontology annotation, biological process: positive regulation of transcription by RNA polymerase II. Gene Ontology annotation, molecular function: RNA polymerase II cis-regulatory region sequence-specific DNA binding; DNA-binding transcription factor activity, RNA polymerase II-specific. The transcript has 3 exons. Gene Ontology annotation, cellular component: nucleus.